CGCCCGCCCGCCCCGCUCCAUGCCGCGGCCGCGCUGCUGACGGCGCCCGGCGCUCCGGGCCGCCCGGCCCCCAUGCACUUGGCGCCGCGGGAGUGGGAGUCGGAGGCGGCCCCGGGGCUCGGCGGGCAAGCCCAUGGAGCGCCACUCCAGCUACUUCUUCGUCUGGCUGCAGCUCGAGCUCUGCGCCAUGGCCGUGCUGCUCACCAAAGGGGAAAUCAGAUGCUACUGUGACGCUGCCCACUGUGUGGCCACGGGCUACAUGUGUAAAUCUGAGCUCAGUGCCUGCUUCUCGAGACUUCUUGAUCCCCAGAACACCAACUCCCCACUCACGCAUGGCUGCCUGGACUCCCUCGCCAGCACUGCAGACAUCUGCCACGCCAAAGAGGCACAGAACCACUCUGGCCCCAGCAUGCCCACGUUGGAGUGCUGUCAUGAAGACAUGUGCAAUUACAGAGGGCUCCAGGAUGUGCUCUCUCCUCCCAAGGGGGAUGCCGCAGGACAAGGCAACCGGUACCAGCAUGACGGGAGCAGAAACCUCAUCACCAAAGUGCAGGAGCUGACUUCUUCCAAGGAGCUGUGGUUCCGGGCUGCUGUGAUCGCAGUGCCCAUAGCUGGAGGGCUGAUUUUAGUAUUGCUUAUCAUGCUAGCCUUGAGGAUGCUGCGAAGUGAGAACAAGAGACUGCAGGAUCAGCGGCAGCAGAUGCUGUCCCGGUUGCACUACAGCUUUCACGGACACCAUUCCAAAAAGGGGCAGGUGGCCAAGUUGGACUUGGAGUGCAUGGUGCCCGUGAGUGGGCAUGAGAACUGCUGUCUGACCUGUGAUAAGAUGAGGCAAGCAGACCUCAGCAACGAUAAGAUCCUCUCUCUGGUUCACUGGGGCAUGUACAGUGGGCAUGGGAAGCUGGAAUUCGUAUGACAGAGCCAGAGUGGACUGUUUGGACGCUGAAAGGCCUUUUGAGUUCUGCUGGACAGGAGCACUUUAUCGGAAGCAAAAGCAAACUUUGGCGUCAUCAUCUUUGAGAAACAGAAUGACCUCUGCAGACAGAAUCUUGGCUAUUUCUUCUGAAGGAUUAUUUGCACAGACUUAAAAUACAGUCAAAUGUAUUAUUAUUUGCUUUAAAAAUGAUUCAAAAGCAAGGAGGAAGACUCUGUACACACUAUUACCAGGGUUCUUUCCAUCGGAGGGAGCGAAAAAUGGAGUGCCUAAAUAAACUCAAAUGUGCUCUGUGCAA
Messenger RNA from Suncus etruscus (white-toothed pygmy shrew), 1232 nucleotides. RefSeq names its product BMP and activin membrane bound inhibitor (gene BAMBI). Lineage: Eukaryota; Metazoa; Chordata; Mammalia; Eulipotyphla; Soricidae. The record is from RefSeq and is a predicted model, not a curated record. Gene Ontology annotation, molecular function: frizzled binding. The transcript has 3 exons. Gene Ontology annotation, biological process: negative regulation of transforming growth factor beta receptor signaling pathway; positive regulation of canonical Wnt signaling pathway; transforming growth factor beta receptor signaling pathway. Bases 134 to 916 code for a protein of 260 amino acids.